Patiria miniata (bat star) is the source of this 1814-nucleotide messenger RNA. RefSeq names its product muscle M-line assembly protein unc-89-like. The record is from RefSeq and is a predicted model, not a curated record. The transcript has 2 exons. Lineage: Eukaryota; Metazoa; Echinodermata; Asteroidea; Valvatida; Asterinidae. Bases 291 to 1814 code for a protein of 507 amino acids.
CAUCUCGCCAAUGCCUGGAAAUACACGGCAGCAGUUAUAAGCGAAUGGUACAUGAGUCUAACUUCUAUAAUUAUCGUCUCACACUAAAUCAUAAAAUUACUGCACAUUAUAACUUCCUACUUCAGUCUCAUUAAUCAAGGUUGAUUAAUAAUGACAGUCACAAACUAUUUUGUCACGGCAAAACGGCUGUAAAAAUCAUUUAUUCCUUUAGGGAAUAUUCAAACAGACAUUCUCAAAAGUGGUUCCGAUAUUCUUUGACCGUUCUCGGACCAAAAAAAAAAGCUGCGGAGAUGAAGUUGUUUUGCAAAGUGGUUGUCAUGGCAACUAUUCUCUAUCUUUGCGUCCUAGCAUCGGGCAAACCGAUUGUAUUUGGGCUUAGAGAACAAACUGCCCUGCCUGUUGAGUCCAAGACUGGUCCUGAUUUUGAGGUGAAGGAACCAACUGCCCUGCCUGUUGAGUCAAAGACUGGUCCUGACUUUGAGGUUAAGGAACCAACUGCCUUGCCUGUCGAGUCCAAGACUGGUCAUGACUUUGAGGUGAAAGAACCAACUGCCCUGCCUGUUGAGUCAAAGACUGGUCCUGACUUUGAGGUGAAAGAACCAACUGCCCUGCCUGUCGAGUCCAAGGCUGGUCCUGACUUUGAGGUGAAAGAACCAACUGCCCUGCCUGUCGAGUCCAAGACUGGUCCUGACUUUGAGGUGAAAGAACCAACUGCCCUGCCUGUCGAGUCCAAGACUGGUCCUGACUUUGAGGUUAAGGAACCAACUGCCCUGCCUGUUGAGUCAAAGACUGGUCCUGACUUUGAGGUGAAGGAACCAACUGCCCUGCCUGUUCAGUCCAAGACUGGUCCUGACUUUGAGGUGAAGGAACCAACUGCCCUGCCUGUCGAGUCAAAGACUGGUCCUGACUUUGAGGUUAAGGAACCAACUGCCCUGCCCGUUGAGUCAAAGACUGGUCCAGACUUUGAGGUGAAGGAACCAACUGCCCUGCCUGUCGAGUCCAAGACUGGUCCAGACUUUGAGGUUAAGGAACCAACUGCCCUGCCCGUUGAGUCAAAGACUGGUCCUGACUUUGAGGUUAAGGAACCAACUGCCCUGCCUGUUGAGUCAAAGACUGGUCCAGACUUUGAGGUGAAGGAACCCACUGCCUUGCCUGUUGAGUCAAAGACUGGUCCAGACUUUGAGGUUAAGGAACCAACUGCCCUGCCCGUUGAGUCAAAGACUGGUCCUGACUUUGAGGUGAAGGAACCCACUGCCUUACCUGUUGAGUCAGAGACUGGUCCAGACUUUGAGGUGAAAGAACCAAAUGCCCUGCCUGUUGAGUCAGAGACUGGUCCAGACUUUGAGGUUAAGGAACCAACUGCCCUGCCUGUUGAGUCCAAGACUGGUCCUGACUUUGAGGUGAAGGAACCAACUGCCCUGCCUGUUCAGUCCAAGACUGGUCCUGACUUUGAGGUUAAGAAACCAACUGCCCUGCCUGUUGAGUCCAAGACUGGUCCAGACUUCGAGGUUAAGGAACCAACUGCCCUGCCCGUUGAGUCCAAGACUGGUCCUGACUUUGAGGUGAAGGAACCAACUGCCCUGCCUGUCGAGUCCAAGACUGGUCCUGACUUUGAGGUUAAGGAACCCACUCCCCUACCUGUUGAGUCUAAGACUGGUCCUGACUUUGAGGUUAAAGAACCAACUGGCCUACCCGUCGAGUCCAAGACUAGUCCUGAUUUUGAGGUAAAAAAGCCAACUGAAAUAUCUUUAGAGGAGUACCUGAAACAAGCCAGGCUGUGGGAGUGGGUGUAUGAGAUCAGAAAUAAAGAAUAG